Ricinus communis (castor bean) is the source of this 2183-nucleotide messenger RNA. Its product is annotated as splicing factor U2AF-associated protein 2. The coding region runs from base 348 to 1949 and encodes 533 amino acids. The record is from RefSeq and is a predicted model, not a curated record. Gene Ontology annotation, molecular function: RNA binding. The transcript is spliced from 15 exons. Gene Ontology annotation, cellular component: U2-type spliceosomal complex; U2 snRNP. Lineage: Eukaryota; Viridiplantae; Streptophyta; Magnoliopsida; Malpighiales; Euphorbiaceae. Gene Ontology annotation, biological process: mRNA splicing, via spliceosome.
AAAAUACGGUUUAAAGAAAAAUUAAAACCCACAUACACUUUAAAACAGGGGUUUACUGAAGAUUAGUUCAGUGCUGCUCCAAUCGGAUUAUGCGGUUUUUGAACACCCAAAACCCGACUUCAAAUCAUUUAUUAUUAUUUCUUUUUGUUUUUUGUAAUUCAUUCCAAAUGAUUAUUAUGUAAAAUUCCACAAUAUCAACGAUUCCGUCCAAGAUCGAUAUAUCCUAAUCCUGAAAGUCGGAUGCAGCGACAGUUAUAUCCAAACAGUCCAAAAAUUUCUACCGUCUUCCUCAUUUCUAAGCUCUCCAAAACAUAUUCUAUUGCAGAAGAAGAAGAGGCGGUAAAACGAUGUCGCCCGUUGACGGCUACCACGAUUAUCUACCCCAAGCACCCGAAUACUUUCAGCAACUUCCCUCCGAAGUGCGAUGGUAUAUUCUUGAUGACAAUCAACAAAGUUUUGGACCUUACGCAAUCCAUGAAAUGCGCGAGCAUUUCUUGAAUGGGUUUCUCUCAGAAAGUUCAUUUGUAUGGACUGAAGGAAGAGUUGAUUGGCAACCAUUGUUUGCAAUACCUGAUUUGCUUUCACAACUUACUCUACAGAGAGCUGAUACUUCUCUAUCAGCAUCCAUCAACAGUGAUAUUGAGUCGGAGAAGUGGAAUGAUGUUAGAGGGGCAGAGAGAGGCAUUGUUGGCUUGCAAGAUGGAUCUCAGUCUAGUAAUAAACAGCAAAUUAAUACCUCUUCUGCAGUGCGUUCCAAUGAUAAUGAGGAUGAAUUUGAGAAAUGGCAGAGGGAGAUUUCAGAGGCAGAGGCUGAAGCUGAUAGACCUCAGUCGCCACCAGAGGGCGAGGAAGAAUUUACAGAUGAUGAUGGGACCACAUACAAGUGGGAUAGAGGUCUUAGAGCAUGGGUUCCUCAGGACAAUACUUCAAGCGUGACUGGACAAUAUGGCUUAGAAGAAAUGACCUUUUUGCAAGAAGAGGACGUUUUUCCAACUGUGGAUAUAAACAAUGCAGCUUUCAAGGAGGAAAUCAAUGGUAGCGGUGAAAGUGAAACACUGGAAUCAAAACAUAAUGGCAAGAGGAAAUUACAGGGAUUGCAAGAUGAUAGUAAAAUGCAAGCUGAUAAGGACACACAACCUGAUAAAAAGGAAAAGGAAGCUGAUAAGAAGGAAGCCAAUAAGGCCCCUGAUAGUUGGUUUGAAUUGAAAGUUAACACGCACGUUUAUAUAACUGGGUUGCCUGAUGAUGUCACAUCUGAAGAAGUGGUGGAGGUAUUUUCCAAGUGUGGGAUAAUCAAAGAGGAUCCUGAAACAAAAAAGCCUCGUGUGAAGAUCUAUGUUGACAAAGAGACUGGAAGAAUAAAGGGAGAUGCAUUAGUUACAUUUUUAAAGGAACCAUCAGUUGAUCUGGCAUUGCAAAUUUUGGAUGGUACACCUUUACGGCCUGGUGGCGCAGUCCCUAUGUCUGUCAGCCGAGCCAAGUUUCAGCAGAAGGGGGAUAGAUUUAUACCUAAACAAGCAGAUAACAAGAAGAAAAAGAAGCUAAAACGAGUUGAGGAGAGAAUACUUGGUUGGGGUGGACGUGAUGAUGUAAAGGUUUCAAUUCCAGCAACUGUUGUUCUUCGUUACAUGUUCACUCCUGCUGAAAUGAGGACUGAUGAGAAUUUACGUUCGGAGCUGGAGGUGGAUAUUAGAGAGGAAUGUGUAAAGCUUGGUCCAGUUGAUUCAGUCAAGGUGUGUGAGAAUCAUCCACAAGGUGUUGUCUUGGUAAAAUUUAAGGACAGGAAGGAUGCACAGAAUUGCAUUGAAUUGAUGAAUGGACGGUGGUUUGGUGGUAGACAGGUACAUGCAAGUGAGGAUGAUGGAUCAGUUAAUCAUGCCUUGGUCCGGGAUCUUGAUCAAGAUGCUGCAAGACUGGAACAAUUUGGUGCUGAACUUGAAGGUGAAUGAGUUAAUAUUUUCCUUGCAAUGGCCCUAACCCUGAACAUAUUUUCAUGAUGAAUCAAAUUUUGUACUGAAAUACAAGUUAGAAAUGGUUACGUUGUAUCUCAGAGAAAAUAGGUAGAAAAUUGAAAAGCUGUUGAGUUAAAUUCCUUGUAUAUUUUUAGACCAAGAGAUUGUGCAAAUUAAUGUUAGAGAUGCUUUGAAAUGCAUUUGCUAUAGAGAAAACUUGAGAAGGGUUAA